AUGCGUUCUUCUUUGGCUUACGGAGCCUUGCUCCAAGCAUCGCUAUACUCUCUCGCCAGCGCUUCGUCAGCACCUACACCUCGUCGCGUCUAUCAAGCCGAAGCUCUCGCAGCUCAGGUCACUGCAUCCCCCGUCGACAUCUCUCCCUCACGCACCGAUGAGAGACUCCGCCGCGAUAUCCUCAGCGAUGUCAAGUCAGACGUUGGUUCAGUCCUCGGUGGACUCGGUUCAGACCUUCCAUCAUGGGUUGCUUCAGGUGUCCCAAACUUCUUCCAGGGUUUCCCCACUGGUGACGCUGUCGUCUCAUCGCUCGGCCUGAACGAUGCCCAGGUCUCUGCAUUGCCAACCCAAGUCCUCAACCUCGACCCUUAUGCCAACUGGACCGAGUCUGGCUGGAAUGUCAGAUUCCACGGAAAUGUUUACAAGCAGCCUAACACCUCUACUGCCGAUUUAAACCGCCUGGCCAACAUCUUCCUUGUCGACACUUCUGUUGAAGAUCUUCCUCCGGACCAAGCAGACCGAGCCCGCAAUGUGACUGCCAGCAUCUUUGUCAUCCAGCAAGGAGACGUAGCUGUUGCUCCUAUCCACCUUGAUCCUGCCGCAUCUCAAGGUUCUUCUGGCGAACCGGGUGGUGGUGGUGCAGUUACUCCCAGCGGCGGAAACCAGACUGUGACCCUUCCAUACAACACCACUGUUGAGGGUGACUUUGAUGUCUUUGUUCCCAUUAACGGCGAUGGUCUUAUGAAUGGAAACGAGACUGAGGAAGUUCAGCGCUUGAACACUCAUGUCGAAGGCGCUUCUAUCGGAAAUUCCACAGCAUAUCUCGUACCCACUACCGGUCUUACUGUCGUCAGUGACAUCGACGAUAUUCUCCGUAUCACCAAGAUCUACGAGCCUGCUCAGGGUCUGCUCAAUUCCUUCGCGAAGCAAUACGUCGCCUGGGAGAACAUGCCCGACAUCUAUGCAAACUGGAGCAAAAGCUUGCCCAACAUGCACUUCCACUACCUGACAACCACUCCUGAGCAAGUCACCAGAGACUACAUGAACUUCACCUACAACAACUACCCUGGAGGCUCGUUCGACACACGCCCUCUCAACUUCUCUGAUGUCUCUGCCACUCUUUCCAUUCGCAAGUUUCUUCUGGUCAAGAUCUUCGAGACAUUCCCUCAGAGAAAGUUCAUUCUUGUCGCCGACACUAGCAACAGCGAUGUCAUGAGAGACUACCCUCAGAUGGCAACCGACUACCCUGAUCAAGUGCAGUGCAUCUUCUUGCGCAACACUACCGCCACAGACCCUGGUGACAGAUUCCCCUACAACACCGAAGGUUUCAAGAACUUGAACCAGGAGAAGUACAUGUUCUUCCUCCACCCUGAUGACCUCACCAAUCUCGAUAUCGCCAACGGACAGUGCUACAACCAGUCGAUUGCCCAGAACCUGACCUUUGGUUACCAGGGACUGCCUCUCGGUAUUGGAGACACACCCACUGCCGUUAACGCUUCUGCUACUGGCGCCGCCAACAAGACUGGCAAGAGUGGAGCAUCUGCAUUCAAGAGCAAGGACGUUGUUGGUGCACAGAGCUCGUUGGCUCUCGUCGCAGCACUGGGAGCUGCUAUGUUCAUGUUCCUCUAG
Aureobasidium musti is the source of this 1629-nucleotide messenger RNA. Lineage: Eukaryota; Fungi; Ascomycota; Dothideomycetes; Dothideales; Saccotheciaceae. The record is from the annotation of a GenBank genome assembly.